Molecule: messenger RNA, 1224 nt
Organism: Mesorhabditis belari
Lineage: Eukaryota; Metazoa; Nematoda; Chromadorea; Rhabditida; Rhabditidae
Source: the annotation of a GenBank genome assembly
AUGUGGAAAGUACCGAAACUGUUUAAAGUGACGUGGGCUGAAUUCCUAAAUUUUCCCGUGGUUGUAGUUAUCGACAUGCCGCUCAGUUCGAUUCGAUUGGCGGUUGUAAAGGAGAAGAACCAGAUGAUCUUCGUCAUCCACACGACUCAACCGUCGCGGCUCGUUCAAGAAGCAUUUCAAAACCUCGCUGCGUUGCCUCUCGAUGAAGUGUCGGUGAAGCGCUUUCACACAGAAUAUGAUACUUGGCAUCAGAUCUUCUGCAAGAGCGAAGUCGAACCGAUGAAAGACGCGAGGCUGGAAGGAGGUCAUCUAUUGUAUACGUUGCUUUCCGAUAGUUGGAAGCGGCUCUUUAAAGUGGAGGAAGGAAAGAGCUUUCAAGAAUUUUUCGACCAAAACCUUGUGCCAAUGUACAAGGAAGACGACAAAGACGUGAACAACUUCGAAUUUAUGUUCUAUCGCAGGCAUUCGUCCGAGACGGCAAACGUUUUACCUUCAUAUGAUGAUCGUCUCCGAUACGAUGAGAUCGCGAAGAUUACCCAAGAAGUCGACGAUUUGGACGAAGGCUGCGAGCAAGAAGCAGCAAUGUAUAAGGAAAGGAAGCAUCCAUUGACGCUCGAGCUGUUACGUGAACUCCAAAACAAGCGUUCGAUCACGCGGGGCUCUUGGAUGAUUUAUUUGAAUGCCCAACUUGUCAUGCACCAAUUCUUAAAACCAGCCCAAAUUAGUGAGUUGCAACAAGAUUACGUCACUUGGAAGGCGUGUCGAGACGAUUGGAUGAAAAUACCCGAUGAGUUUCAAGGGUGUAAGGAGAAAUGCCUAGAGUUACUGAUUGCCGCAAAAGCCUCCGUCAUUGAAUCUUUCUUCAACGGUGAACUCUCGCAAAUGCCAUUCGUGGAUCAAAUCGCAAUUAGGAGAUUUGAGAACCGUGCUUUCAUGGUGCGGGUGUUUAACAAGACCACGAAGUGUUUCAACACGGAACCACCAAAGCACACGCAGGCCACACAAGAUUUUGGACGAAUGCUGACUUUUUUGAAGGAAUUAGACGCCGAGCCAUUUAAGGUUGCUCAUGUGUUGACAAAAGUUUUCGGUGAUGAUUAUCAAUAUCUUCAAAUUAAAUACAAGCCACAUCUAUAUACUUUGCUUCAAAUUUACGACUGGGAGCCAAGGGCUGUCUGGACGAGCGUGGUUUAUCGAAUUCUCUUAUCUAAUUACAAUUUCACAAUU